Vanrija pseudolonga is the source of this 1051-nucleotide messenger RNA. RefSeq lists its product as uncharacterized. The record is from RefSeq and is a predicted model, not a curated record. The transcript is spliced from 4 exons. Lineage: Eukaryota; Fungi; Basidiomycota; Tremellomycetes; Trichosporonales; Trichosporonaceae. The coding region runs from base 156 to 938 and encodes 260 amino acids.
UGUCCGGGCUGCCCGGCAGGCAGGCAGGCAUCAAGCCAGCAAACCUGACGACUGGCUCCAACGAGGCAGCCCGCUCUUUUAACAGCGAGCGCGCGUCGUAGCAGCGUUGAAUCCCCCCAUCCACCACCACCACAACCACAGCAACACAAGCAACAAUGUCUGCCACCCCCGACUCCAUCUUCCCCCUCGAGGCGCCCCUCAAGCUCUCGCCGGGCGACUACAUCUCCGAGGAGCCCGUCACCCUCCACAUCAAGGACAAGUUCCUGUCGUACAUUGGCUCCGGCUUCAACAUCACCAACACCAAGACCGGCGAGCGCGCGUUCAAGGUCGAGUCCAAGCUCUUCUCGCUUUCGGGCACCAUGAUCUUCGAGUCGCCCGAUGGCAAGACCGACCUCUUCCGUCUCCGCUACCACCCCCUCGAGGGCGGCUACUUCCUUGCCGAGCGCCUCGACAUGCUUGACCCCAACUCGAUCUUCUCGGGACCCGAGAACAUGGUCAUGUUCACCGUUGAGGAGACCAAGAUCCCCGACGGCACCAAGACGUACGCCGCCUCGCUCUACCUCGUCCGCGGCAACAAGGCCGUCCGCGGCCCCCGCCUCUACCUCCGCGGCGGCUUUGACGGCGGCGAGAUUGUCCUCUCCACCACCGGCCAGGUGGUCGCCGUCAUCUCGCGCACCUCGGAGGACGCGUUCGGCAAGAUGGCCCAGGAGAAGGAGCCCGACAGCUACUUUGUCACCGUCGCCCCCGGCAUGGACUACGCCGCCGUCGCCGGCAUCGCCGUGUGCUUCAACGAGCUCCACAACAAGGUCUCCAAGUCGCACACUGGCUCGCAGCGCGAGAGCAGGAGCGCGUCGCGUAUCGGCUCGCGCUCGGCCUCGCGCGCCGCCUCCAGGAGCAGGAAUGCCUCGCCCCGUCGCCAGACCGAGGGCGAGAUCUAAGCAGCGCAUUGCUGGCUUGUUCACACCACCACCUCUGUUGUCUUUCUGGGAGGGCAGCCGCCUGCCCCAUACUACUUAAUAAUGCAAGAUAUGGAUGAUUUUCUUGAUGCCCA